CGCACCGCGAGGACUCAGUGUGCGUCGAGUUGCCGGCUGAGAGGGUCGCUCUGCCCCGUGAGGAACGCACCGCCAACCGCGCGUCGCUAUACGAGUCGAGUGCGACGAUCCGAGCCGCGCCGGGACAACGGCGGGCCGUACGGCGUCUUUCCGAGCCGGGUCGAUCCGCGACUUCCUUGCACCUGUUGUUGUUGUCGUCGACCCGGGCUGGCGGGCUGGGGUCGGGGCGGGCGCGCAGCCAGGAUGUGAGAGGGCAGCGGCUGCCGGACUGCCGGGGCGGCGCGCCGAGGCGCGUGGAUGGGGUGCCGACACUCCCGCCAAGAGGGAGCCUGCCGUGAAGAGGACCCGCCGAGGACCAACCUGCUGUCCCGCUCAUGCGCCACCGUAGGGAAGAUGCUUAGCGCGUUGCACCCCAAGAACCACACGGUGCCCAUCUACCGGCGGACGUUUCGCCUCUCCCGGUUCGAGAUCCACGUCGACUUGUGGGUGUCGGAGCAACUGGCCCGUCGUCGCGGCGGCGGCAGCAGGCACGCCGAGGACGCCGAGGAGUGCGAGGUGCACGAGAACGCCGCGGCCACGGAGGUGGGCGGCGACGACCUCCCCCGGGGGGCCACCGCGUCGUUCAACUCCCGUCGCGGGUCCGCGGUCGCGGGCAAUAGCCUCGUGCAGAGGGACGUGAUCGUGGAGCCGCGACCCGUCGAGGACUCGGCCGAAGACGCACCCGCCGACGAGGCCACCGACGAGGCUGUCGUUGAGGACGCCGUAGUUGCCGAGGAGGUCGAGGCCGGCGACAGCAGAGCUGAGCAGCCCGUCGGCUGCGAGGCCGCCAUCAACGCCGACGCCACGGAAGCCUCCGAGGCCACCGUUGAGGUCGUGACGGAGUGCGCGCCCGAUGAGGACCCGAACGGCAACGCGCCGACCAAGUCCAUGGAGACGGCUGUCUAGCUGUAGCACCCCCGGGACUUGAGCGGGACGCUCGCCGCACUCCCGCAUCCCCGGGCGCACCGAUGGCCAACGUCACGGCCAGCCCCAUGUACCAGCAGCUGCCGCGUCCCCCGGGGCACUCAGGACCCGCCAUGGGCAACGCGUCCACCGUGCUGGCGCUGCAGCACGGCCACUCGCACUACAACUGGAGCCGCCACCCGGACAUGGACAUCAUCGAGGACGCCGGCGUGCAGGCCUUCUUCUUCAUCUGCUACACCACCAUCUUCGUGCUCGGCGUGUUCGGCAACGUGCUCGUCUGCUACGUGGUGGGCCGCAACCGCGCCAUGCAGACCGUCACCAACUUCUUCAUCACCAACCUGGCGCUGUCCGACAUCCUGCUGUGCAUCCUGGCCGUGCCCUUCACGCCGCUCUACUCCUUCCUGGGCCAGUGGAUCUUCGGGCGCGUGCUCUGCCACCUCGUGGCCUACGCCCAGGGCACCAGCGUGUACAUCUCGACGCUCACGCUCACGUCCAUCGCCAUCGACCGCUUCUUCGUCAUCAUCUACCCCUUCCAUCCACGCAUGCAGCUGACCACGUGCGUGGUCAUCAUCUCGUCCAUCUGGCUGUUCUCCGUGUUCGUCACGCUCCCCUAUGGACUCUACAUGAACCACAAGGACGUGGACGGCCGCUUCUACUGCGAGGAGACCUGGCCCUCGGAAAACUUUCGGCAGGUGAGAGGAGAGCUAACACCAUACCGACGCACGGUCACGUCCCCCGCAGUCUGCAUCGUCCUCUGCGACACAAAUAACGCCUCCCUCCUCCCCUCCCACUUCUUACUCUUUCCUUCGACGUAA
This is a messenger RNA of Frankliniella occidentalis (western flower thrips), 1778 nucleotides long. RefSeq names its product neuropeptide Y receptor type 2-like. Gene Ontology annotation, biological process: G protein-coupled receptor signaling pathway. Gene Ontology annotation, cellular component: plasma membrane; neuron projection. NCBI's taxonomy places the organism in Eukaryota, Metazoa, Arthropoda, Insecta, Thysanoptera, Thripidae. The coding region runs from base 1008 to 1778 and encodes 256 amino acids. Gene Ontology annotation, molecular function: neuropeptide binding; neuropeptide Y receptor activity. The record is from RefSeq and is a predicted model, not a curated record. The transcript has 3 exons.